Messenger RNA from Arachis duranensis, 1769 nucleotides. Its product is annotated as fatty acyl-CoA reductase 2, chloroplastic. Gene Ontology annotation, molecular function: alcohol-forming very long-chain fatty acyl-CoA reductase (NADP+) activity. Lineage: Eukaryota; Viridiplantae; Streptophyta; Magnoliopsida; Fabales; Fabaceae. Bases 313 to 1638 code for a protein of 441 amino acids. The transcript has 10 exons. Gene Ontology annotation, biological process: long-chain fatty-acyl-CoA metabolic process; suberin biosynthetic process. The record is from RefSeq and is a predicted model, not a curated record. Gene Ontology annotation, cellular component: intracellular membrane-bounded organelle.
AUUUAGUCUCUUUUUUUUGCAGGAAGCAUGUCAGCAUAAGGAGUUUGGUUGAUAUUCUCUGCAGUUGACAGUUAUAAUUUUGUGAAUAACUUUGUGAUUUUAGGACAAAAUGCUUUUUGAGCUGCCAUCACCACCCCCCUCUUGUUCUUUGCUUAUCCAUAUCCUCCGGUGCCAAUUCAAAGCUGAGUUUCAUGCUGCUUUCACCGGUCUUGCAUUGAGAAUUUGUGGACAUACAUAAAAUGGGAGAAAUAUAUUCUAGGAAUACAAAAUAUUCAUUUCAGUCACAGAAUGAUGUCUUGGGGUGCUUAAUUAAUGUCAUACUUUAUCAAGAGCUUUUCAAAUGCCUUAGACAAAUCAAAUGAAAAAUCCUACAAAGCCUUUAUGUUGAGCAAGCUAGUACCUGUAGUAGGCAACAUUUGCGAAUCGAAUCUUGGACUAGAUGAAGAUUCUUCCAAUGUUAUUCUGGAUGAGGUAGAUGUAAUUGUAAAUUCUGCAGCUAAUACAACAUUUGAUGAAAGAUAUGAUACUGCUAUCAACAUAAACACCAAAGGACCGUGUCGCCUUAUGAGCAUUGCGAAAAAAUGCAAGAAGCUUAAGCUCUUUCUGCAUGUUUCAACAGCUUAUGUCAAUGGACAAAGACAAGGAAGAAUUAUGGAAAGACCAUUUAGCAUUGGAGAUUGCAUAGCUAGAGAAAAAUCCAUAUCUGAAAUUCCACAAAGUUUUCUUCCAGCAUUGGACAUCGAAGGCGAAAUAAACAUGGUUUCGAAUUACAAUGGGAACAUUGAAGACAACUUACUAGCUCAAAAGAUGAGGGAGAUGGGUCUAGAAAGGGCUAGAAGAUAUGGGUGGCAAGAUACUUAUGUGUUCACAAAAGCUAUGGGAGAAAUGAUGAUUGAUAAAUUGAGGGAAGAUAUUCCAGUUGUUGUAAUUCGUCCAAGUGUUAUAGAAAGCACUUUUAAAGAACCAUUUCCUGGAUGGAUGGAAGGAAAUAGGAUGAUGGAUCCAAUAGUUCUAUGCUAUGGGAAAGGACAGCUAACAGGUUUCUUGGUAGAUCCAAAUGGGGUACUUGAUGUGGUUCCAUCUGACAUGGUUGUUAAUGCAACCUUGGCAGCAAUGGCAAGACAUGGAAUGGAUCAAAAGCGAGAUAUCAAUGUGUAUCAAAUUGCUUCAUCUGUAGUGAACCCUUUGGUGUUCCAAGACCUUGCAAGAUUGCUCUAUGAACAUUAUAGCUCCUCUCCAUGCAUUGAUUCAAAGGGUAGGCCAAUUCAAGUUCCAUUGAUGAAGUUGUUUAGCUCCACAGAGGAAUUCUCUGGCCACUUAUGGAGAGAUGCUAUUCAGAAGAGUGGAUUCACAGCUAUGGCCUCAUCAAAGGGGAAGAUGUCUCAGAAACUUGAAAAUAUUUGUAGAAAAUCAGUGGAGCAAGCAAAGUACUUAGCCAAUAUUUAUGAACCAUAUACAUUUUAUGGUGGAAGGUUUGAUAACAGUAACACAGAAAGAUUAAUGGAAAUCAUGUCUGAAGAAGAAAAAAGGGAAUUUGGAUUUGAUGUAAAGGCAAUAGAUUGGAAAGAUUAUAUCACCAAUGUUCAUAUACCAGGUCUAAGGAGACAUGUCAUGAAGGGAAGGGGAAUGGGUAGUUAGUGACUUACUUUGUGCUAUGUAAUCACCUGUCAUAUUCUCCAAAAACUUUUAUGUAUACACACUUUCCCUUGUUACCUUGAACACUAUGAGACUUUGGCAACAACUUCAACUACAAGGGAUUCUCCAUUAUC